AUGAUGCGCUACUCGGAAAUACCGCGCGAGCUUGCCGAUAGACAAACGUGCAAAAGCAGGGUAGGUCGCGAGACGAAAACUGGCCGAAGCUUGUCGUCAACAGGCGGCCACAACGAAUCGUACGAUGGCGAUGGUGAUGAUGGAUAUGAGCGAUUCUCCACCUCCUCCUCUGGGAACGUUUCGCAACAGCAUGUGGAAAAAGCGCUCGACGGCAGCAUCGAUGCGCCAUUGAUCGAGGACGGCAAACGCAAACCCGAACGCCAGCGCGAUCGACAGCCGCUGGACGAUAAACAUUUGUGCCAUAAAGCAACUGCAGGUUCGAUCGAAAGUCUCAACGAUGGAUGUACGGCAACGUCGUCAUUUAGGCCAUGGCAUAGCUAUUCGAAAAAAUCGUACAGCUUACCACCGAAUACAACGAUCAGCGACGUGGGGUCGAUUGUAUUCAGCUGUCAGCAGGUAUCACCGGCCGAGCUGGCCGCCCAGAUAACGCUGUUGGAUUUUCCCAUUUUUAAUGCAAUACAACCGGAGGAGCUGACCGGCUGCGGCUGGACGAAGAAAAACAAACAUACUCUAGCGCCCAAUGUGGUGGGGUUCACCAAACGCUUCAACCAUACGACGUUUUGGACUGUACAGGAAAUACUCAACGGCGUCAGUCCGAAGGAUCGGGCCGAGAUCAUUAGCCAUUUUAUUAAGGUGGCAAAGAAAUUACAUGACAUCAACAAUCUUCAUUCUCUAUUUGCCGUCAUAUCUGCACUCAAAAGUGCGAGCGUGCAUCGGCUGAAGGAAAGCUGGCUGCUGGUGGCCCGCAAAGAUCAGCAACAGCUGGAUCGGUUGAGCGUUUUAUUUGACGAAAGCGAUAAUUGGGCGGCAUUGCGCAAAUGUUUAAAUCAAUUCAAACUACCGGGUAUACCAUACCUAGGGAUAUUUCUGACGGAUAUUAUCUACAUCGAUUUAAUGCACCCUAGCAAAUCGGGCGAGGAGAGUUAUGCGCGCGAAACCAAAAUGAACAAUGUGUUGCGGGUGUUGUCUAGCUACCAAAGUUCGAACUAUACGUUCAUCAGUCCAGUUCCACCGACGCUACGUUACCUGCAAUCCCGGCGGUAUAUUGACGAGCUUCAGAACAUAUUUGAGGAGGAUCAAUACAAAAAAUCUCUCAACCUGGAGCCUAGUGCAACCGCGUCCGGCACUGCGUCCGUGGGUACUAUGCGUUUACCAAAACCAAAAACGGACCACAGUGAUAUCGGUAGCCGCAGCCUGAGAACUUCCAUCGCGUUGACAGAGGGCGAAGAUUCUCCCGACUCGACGCUAUGCGUACCAAACACACGGCAGUUUAUACCUGGCCACCGGAAAUGCUACAGCUUAGGGACAAACAUUUUUUAUCCAAGAUCUUCCGAACAAUCAAGCGGCUCCUCAUCCGCUUCGAGCAGUCGUCACAUGAAGGUAGUGGAUGGUUUGAGUAAGAUGCGACAUUUGCUCGACGACUCGUAUGUGGAAGCUAAACGCGCAAACAGCAUCGGUGCAACCGGUGUUAGCGGUCAAAGCAGUGACCAUGAAUCGGAACACCCGACUACAGCACUGCAGCUGGUCGAGUUGGAACCGAUCACGACCGGUAAUUUGGUCGAAGGUUACUUGAAGCGAAAAACUGUCCUAAAGUAUGGACGCAAACCGACCGUCGCAUCCUGGCAAAGGUACUGGGUACUGAUAUGGUCCAACACAAUGAUUUACUUUCCUCCAAAAACCUUUAAAGGCAACGAACGAAGUAAUUUUAAAAAGGAACCCUCCAAAAUAUUCCCCCUAGAAGGAUGGACGGCCGAAGAGUCGGAUCUUCCGCUGCAGGACGAGUUCUUCCAGCUGGUAAAUUACAACCAUGGGCACGCGUAUCGUUUCAAGUCGGGUUCGAACGCUUCCGCCAAUCGGUGGCUGGCAGCACUGAAGCAAGUGACCACACCGAAACCAGCGGAACCACUAUCUAUCUCGUUGAAUCUGAUAUCUUUUGAAUAG
Messenger RNA from Anopheles marshallii, 2001 nucleotides. It is a transcript of the gene RalGPS, whose product is annotated as ras-specific guanine nucleotide-releasing factor RalGPS1. The transcript has 7 exons. Lineage: Eukaryota; Metazoa; Arthropoda; Insecta; Diptera; Culicidae. Gene Ontology annotation, biological process: Ras protein signal transduction; positive regulation of GTPase activity. Gene Ontology annotation, cellular component: plasma membrane. The record is from RefSeq and is a predicted model, not a curated record. Bases 1 to 2001 code for a protein of 666 amino acids. Gene Ontology annotation, molecular function: guanyl-nucleotide exchange factor activity.